Ophidiomyces ophidiicola is the source of this 957-nucleotide messenger RNA. RefSeq lists its product as uncharacterized. The coding region runs from base 1 to 957 and encodes 318 amino acids. Gene Ontology annotation, biological process: protein phosphorylation. NCBI's taxonomy places the organism in Eukaryota, Fungi, Ascomycota, Eurotiomycetes, Onygenales, Onygenaceae. The record is from RefSeq and is a predicted model, not a curated record. Gene Ontology annotation, molecular function: protein kinase activity; ATP binding. The transcript has 3 exons.
AUGCCCGCGAAUCCGGAUAAGCGCACAACCGUGCUUGAUCUUACACGACUAGAAUCUCAACUAUCAUUUCCACCGGAACCAGCUCCGCCAGCACGUUCUGAUGAUUCUCGUCAACCGCUGCGUGGCCCCCAGGCGAGGGAUAACAACAAGAGAAAAGCGCCUCCAGCACAAGUAUAUUCUAAGAAGUUUCUGAAAGGCACCCCCAAAGACCUUGUCCUCCCCCAGAUCGUUGAGUAUGAGCUGCGGCCUCCCAUCGUCAGGGAAGAGUCUCCGUGGGAGACGUUUCACAAUGAAUUCACCUGCGAGCUUGCUGGCACGGUUACCAUAGCCGUUCACCGCACCCGCCCUUCCAGAGUUGUACCCAUUCGUGCAUACGCCACGAAAGAUGCGGAGAAAAUGCUGGAGAGGUUCGGGAAAAUCCAACAUAAAAACGUCAUCUCCGUUAUAGAGUGCUAUAAGCACAAAGAUACCCUGUAUGCCGUGGUUGACGACCUUCCUCUCACUCUUGUGCAACUAGUUGCAUGCCGCGCUUACCCCAGUGAGAGCCAGUUGGCUUCUAUUGUUGCACAAGUUCUCGACGGCCUAUCUUACUUGGCCGCAUCCGGCUUCGAGCAUGAAUCUAUGACUUGCUCUAAUAUCUUACUUGGCCUGGAUGGGCUCGUCAAAAUUGGUUCCCUGGAGUUCUGCGUGAAGAUCCCGCCGAAUAGACCUCAAACGCGAUCCAUAAAGGCGUUGUCUAUCAUCACAAUGGAGCUCAUGCAGAAAUAUGAAAAGGAAGAUGGUUUGAUCGGGGUGGAUGACCUGGACCGCUGGCCAAUCGACUCAUCCGCCGUCGAUUUCCUCAUAGCCACCUCGUCAGCUUCGUCCAUCGAUGAAUUGAAACAGGUUAGUCCAACUUCUCUAUUUCUAUAUUCUACUUCAGACAGCGUCUCACCGUUAUCCAGCACCCACUCAUAA